UUUUUCCUGUACCCGGUGCCGCCCGUGACGAGAGGAGACGCUCGAUUUGUUCCCUCCCUUCCCUUGCCUUGGAGCGUACGUUUCGACGCGAGGAGAAUCUACCGACCGACCUAUCUACCUACCUGCCUGCCCGCGUGCGUGCAGCAUGAGCGGCGCUCGGCUGACAACAUGGACGCGCUUCUACUUCUCCUGGGCUUCUUGAUGACCACUUGUGCGACUGAUCAAGGUUCAACCUUUAGGCAUUCCUCAAGGACACAAGAAAGUUUAGCGGUGACAAGGUCAACUUUAGGGUCACCCACUGCUUCACCAUCCCAACACGUGACCUUUGGCCUUGUAUCUCCGAGGUCCACGGUGACGCCUGAUCACUCAAAUGCAACACCGCCCCCGGCAGCGUCAGAUUGGCCGCAAAUGACAAAGAUGAUAACGUCAGAGACUUCCCUUCCGCUCGCGUCUGAUUGGCCACAAACAUCAAAGACGAUAUCCUCCCACAUUCCACCUUCAACCGGAUCUGAUCGGCAGCAAACGUCAAAGUCGAUAAUGUCAGAGAUUUCACAGUCGGCUGCAUUCAACUGGCCACAAACGUCAAAGAUGACCAUAUCGGAGACUCCGCGUCCGGCUGUGUCUGAUUGGCCACAAACAUCAGAGAUGACGUCAGAGACGACGUCAGAGACGACGUCAGAGAUUACGUCAGAGACGACGUCAGAGACGACGUCAGAGACGACAUCAGAGACGACAUCAGAGAUCUCAGAGACAACGUCAGAGACAGAAGCAACAUCAGAGAUGAUGUCAGAGAUGAUGUCAGAGAUGACGUCAGAGAUGACGUCAGAGAUGACGUCAGAGAUGACGUCAGAGACGACGUCAGAGACGACGUCAGAGACGACGUCAGAGAUGACGUCAGAGACGACGUCAGAGAUGUCAGAGACGAUGUCAGAGGCGAUGUCAGAGGUGACCUCAGAGGUGACCUCAGAGGUGACCUCAGAGGCGACCUCAGAGACGACCUCAGAGACGACCUCAGAGGCGAGGUCAGAGGCAACGUCAGAGGCGACGUCAGAGGUGACAUCAGAGAUGAAGUCAGAGGCAACAUCAGAGAUGAAGUCAGAGGCAACAUCAGAGACUUCGCCUCCGCCCAAGUCAGAAUGGCAGCAAACGUCAGGGACAAUAACGUCAAAGACUCCACCUCACACCGUGUCUGAUUCGCCACAAACGUCAAAGAUGCCAACGUCUGCGUCUGAUUGGCUGCAGACAUCAAAGACGAUAAUGUCGGAGACUCCGCCGGCCGCAUUUAAUAGACCGAAAACAUCAGAGACGGCAACGUCAGAGACUCCACUUCCGGUCACGUCUGAUUGGCCACAAACGUCCAAGACAUUAACAUCCAAGACUUCAGACCAAUCUGAUUGGAAGCAAACAUCCACCAUGAUAAUAUCAGAGACCCCGGUUCUAACCGGUUCUGAUUGGCCACAAACGUCACAGCCCAUAACGUCGGCGACUACGGCCAUGCCUGAUUGGCGGCAAACAACAAAGGUGAUAAUAUCGGAGACAUCGCCUUCUGACCGGCCACAAACUUCAAAAACAGCGCCGCCUCCGUUCAGCUUAUCAGAUGAGCCGCUUGUGUCAAGUGAGGUCACAACAAAGAUGGCGUUCAGCAUCUCCGCCGUGACAUCAGCGAGCCGAGGCACCCCUGCCACGUCUGACUCUACUCCUGCCGAUCCCGGUCGUCCCACCUCCCCUGGCAGCAGCCCGAUUGGCUCAACUCAUCGCAACACCGCUGCAACCAAUCCCGCCCGGACUCGGGCCGGCACCCCUGCCUCCCUUGUUGUCAGCACUCCCAGCCUUCCUGCGGCCUCUAGCCCCGCUUCUGCCACCUUGCCCACCUCGAUUCUGUUCGCUCCCGCAAGCAGGCCAGCGACAUCUUCAGCCCCGCCCACAAGCCCGGCAGGCCAUGCAUUGGUAACGAUUGCCAUAACAACAAGCAGUCCCGCAGCAACCGGGCCAAAGGUCAACUCGCCCAGUCGGCCUGGCUGUUCGGUGACCUUCGGGAAGGUGAAGGUCGGCGUAAAUUGGGCGCUGCUGACGGUCAACCCCCAAAAAUUGUGCGGCAACUUCACAGCAACGGCGGCGGCCUGGCGUGGCGGCCACGUUAGCGUGAGCGAGUGCCAGCCAGUGGCGGCCGCUGCCCUAAACUUCACCUGCGCCGUCACAGGAUUGCGGGCGGGAAGCACGUACGGCGUCAGCGUCGCCUCGGCCCUACACGGACCACUGGGACAAGUGCAGGUGCGCACAGCUCCUGAGGCGGUGUCGGCGUUGUCGGCCAUGUCGCUUUCAAAUGGCACCGCGUUACGUCUGGCCUGGACGCCCCCGAGUGGCGACUGGGAGAAGUACGGCGUGCUGCUGCGCAACGGCUCGGAAGUUCUGGUCAACGACAGCGUCGGCAAGACGAACCGGGAAUACGUAUUGGCCGCCGGCGAGUUGGGCCUGGUGCCGGGCCGCCUCUACGGCGCCGAGGUCAAGGUCCACAGCGGCAUGCUGGUGAACACGGCGCGUUGCCAAGCACGACUGGCCCCCAGGCCAGUUCAGGAGCUUUGCGUCUAUCGUGUGGACGAGUCCUCCGUAAACCUCCGGUGGCGCCCACCGCGAGGCGAGUGGGACGGCUUCACGACGGUCAUCGGCGCGGCCCGGCCAGACUCGGCCGCUGUCCAGAAGCUCCUCCCCCGGGAGGCCACCGGCUGCGCCUUUGGCACGCUCACCUCGGGACGUCUGUAUACCGUCACCGUGACAACUACCAGCGGCAACCUGAGUAGCUCCGCCUCCAUCAACUUGUGGACCACUCCAUCUCAAGUGAGCGGACUACAGGUUCGUAAUUUGGGAAGCACCGAGAGCCUCCUGGCUGAGUGGGAGCAGGCCAGCGGGGAGGUGGACUUGUACCUAGUCCUGCUGCUCCACGAGGGGAGCGUCAUCAAGAACCAAAGUGUGCCGGCCGAGGACGCCAGUCUGGGUUUCCGUGACCUGAGGCCCGGCGCCCUCUACGGGGUGGUGGUGACAACGGUCCGAGCAGGACUCCGGUCCAGGCAGACGGUGGCCGAGGGCCGCACAGUUCCCGCUGCUGUCGGCGAGGUGACGGUCAGCAACAACGGACGCGUGGACUUCCUUAGCGUGUCCUGGCGUCCCGCUUUGGGGGAGGUGGACAGCUAUCUGGUGGCUCUCAGGGAACGAGACAAGACACUUCACACGCUGGUGGUCUCCAAAAGCAGUCACCAGUGCGAUUUUAGCUCCCUGGUAUCGGGACGCCUCUACAACAUCUCCAUCAGCACCUCCAGCGGAAGCCUCCGCAACCAAACCUCCGUCCUGGAGAGGACCCAACCGUCCAAGGUCCAGAACCCCACCGCGAUCCACGGCGCCCGUGACGACUUUCUGAAGGUGUACUGGCGUCCCGCCUCCGGAGACUUUGACUUCUACCGCGUCGCCAUCACGCACGACAACACGGUGCUGCAGAACCAGACGGUGUCCAGGUUGCGCAACGAGUGCGUCUUUCACGGCUUGGUCCCGGGACGACUCUACACGGUGGUGGUCGGCACGCGCAGCGGCAGCUACGAGGCCAGCGCCUCCACCCACGCUCGCACCUUCCCUGCGGCGGUGCGUUCCUUGCACGUGGCCCGUCAGACCUCGCAGGAGCUUUGGGUGUCGUGGACGGCGGCCCCGGGCGACGUGGACCACUAUCAGGUGCAGCUGCUCUUCAGCGACAUGAAGGUGUUCCCUCCGCUCACCCUGGGCGGCGCCGUGACCGAGUGCCAGCUCACCUCACUCACGCCCGGACGACUCUACAAAGUCUUGGUGUCCACCUUCAGCGGACCCAACCAGAGGACCCAGUUUAUCGAGGGCCGCACCGUUCCCAGCCAGGUGAAGAACAUCCAGGUGACCAACGGCGGCGACAGCAGCAGCUUGAUGGUGAGCUGGACGCCGGGCCAAGGCGACGUGGACCGAUACGUGGUGGUACUGUACAGACAGAACCAUCAACUGGACGCACGGCACCUGCUCAGACAUCAGAAUCAGGUCGAGUUUGGCUCGCUCCAGCCAGGUCAACUGUACGGCGUGACAGUUCAGGCACUGAGUGGCGACCUGUCCAGCCACCUAACGACCAGCGCACGCACAGUUCCGUCGGCAGUCACGGCGCUGCGGGUGGAGAACCCGGUCGGUACCGGCAGUCUAUUGGCGAGCUGGCGGGAAGCGGCGGGCGUGUCGGACGGCUACUUCCUGCAGCUUUUAGACGAACGAGGCGCCAUCCUUGGCAACACCACACUGACCGCUGCGCUCACACGCCACACUUUUGACCAUCUCAGCCCAGGAAGGCAGUACAAGGUCCUGGUCCGGACCACCAGCGGGGGAGUCCAAAGCCUCGUCGCCGCCGCCCAGGCCCGCACACGUCCGGCAGCCGCCACCCAGCUGUCCAUCCAAAGCAACACCAGCACCGCUCUGGCCUUCUGUUGGUCCCGGCCGGCGGGCGACUUGGAUUCGUACGAGGUUCUCCUGUACGGCGCCGACGAGGUUCUGCGGGAGCGGCGUCAGGUCGGGCCUUCCGGCCUUGCCUGCUCCUUCCAAGGACUCAACCCCGGUUCCGCUUACAAGAUGGUGGUGGUCACGCGCAGCGGACAAUUGAGCAACAGCUCCAGCAUUUGGGCCGGCACAGUCCCGUCCGCCGUUACGUCUCUGCGUGCCCAAAGCGGCCAUGCUUGCGACCAGCUGCAGGUCUUGUGGCGGCGAGGCCAGGGCGGCGUGUCAGGGUACCUGGUCUCGCUUUCCGCCCCCAACGGCUCGCUGCGGGCACAGGAGCAUCUAGGCUCUGAGGUCACCCAAUUUGUUUUCAACGGCCUGACGCCAGGUCGGCUUUACCGCGUUGACAUCCUGAGCCUCAGCGGCGAUCUCGCCAACAGCGCCAGCGUGCACGCCAGGACAGCUCCCCGACCGCCCAGCUCCUUCCUCUUCCGAGGGGUGACCAAUACAUCCCUGGACCUCACCUGGAGUGUCCCCCCGGACUCGGAUUUCGACGAUUUCGAGGUGCGCUGGACGCCGGGCGACCGCGGCUCUUUGGUCAACCCGUACGAGAAUCGUCGGUCCGGGAGUCGCAUCGUGAGAGGGAUGUUCCCCGGACGCCUCUACAACUUCAGCCUGCGCACGGUCAGCGGAAGCUCGCAGGGAGGGGGCGAGGCCCCGCCCUCCUACAGCCUGCCCAUCCAGGGCAGCAUCCGCACCAAGCCAUCCCCCGUGGUCGGCCUGCGCUGUCGCCCUCAGAGCUCCACUUCCGUCUCCUGCUCCUGGGCGCCCCCGGAAUCUGACUUUGAUUCCUACGUGGUGGAGUGCGCUCGCGAGGACUCGCAGAGUCUGGUCUACUCGCGGCGUUUGGAUCGGCGCCCGGAGGGGCGUCCGGCCGCGUACGUCAUCGACCUGCUGGAGCCUCACAAGCGCUACAGCGUGCGCGUCAAAGUAAUCUCGGACAACAGCGCCAGCGAGGCAGCCCGGGACGGCGUGCUCACCAUGAUCGACCGCCCCCCAGUGCCGGACAUCGGCACGCAAGUGGACGCCGCCUCGGCCCGGGCGACCCGUUCGUCCAUCCUGUUCCACUUCAACUGCAGCUGGUUCAGCGACAUCAACGGCGCCGUCAAAUUCUUCAGCGUAGUCGUCACCGAGUCCAAAGGUGAAGACCGCAUUCUUCCCGAGCAGCGCCACCCUCUGCCCUCGUACGCCGACUACAUGUCCAACUCGUCCAUCAAGUCGUACCAGACGUCGUUGUUUGCCGCUGCCGCCGGCUCGGCUGAAGCCUGCGCUUAUGACAUCAUCGUGGGGGCCGGGACGGAGGUCUUGGGGGGUUCGUGUGAGCCCACACACGCACGGCGCCACCUGCAACGCUUCUGUGACGGACCCCUCAAAGCCACGACCGCUUACAGGCUGAGCGUGCGAGCGUUCACGCAAGUUCCCGAUGGCUUUUCUCCGCCUCUUUAUGCCGACACCUUCCUGUCGCUACCCGUGCGCACCACAACAGACCCCGCCGGCGCCCUGGUAGGAGGAAUCAUUGCCGCCGUCUUCGUGAUGGUUGCCUUGGCGAUGCUGGUGAUGCUCAUCGUAUACAGGCGACAUGCGCGACCCAAAAUUGUGCAGGAAAGCGUGUCGAUCAAUAUGGGUUUGAGGAGAGACCGACCUUUGCCAAGAAAUCAUCUGGGGCUCAGAGGAAAGCCCUGUCACAUGACAAGCCCCGUCAAGGUGGCCGACUUUGAACGGCACUACAACAAGCUCCAGGCUGAUGCCCACUUCCUGCUUUCCGAGCAGUACGAGAGUCUGAAGGACGUCGGGCGCAACCAGAGCACGGACGCCGCUCUGCUGCCCGACAACCGUGGCAAGAACCGAUACAACAACAUCCUGCCCUACGACGCUACGAGAGUCAAGUUGUCCUACGUGGAUGACGAACUUUGCUCCGACUACAUCAAUGCCAGUUACAUACCUGGCAACAAUUCCCGCCGCGAGUACAUCGCCACCCAGGGGCCGCUGCCGGGAACCAAAGAUGAUUUCUGGAAGAUGGUCUGGGAGCAAAAUGUUCGCAACGUAGUCAUGCUCACGCAGUGUGUGGAGAAAGGACGCGUGAAGUGCGACCGCUACUGGCCGGCAGAACGGGAGCCCCUCUACUACGGAGACCUCAUUGUCCACAUGACCUCCGAGUCGGUGCUGCCCGAGUGGACCAUCCGAGAAUUCAACGUGUGCAGCGAGGACGACAUACGGCGCGUGCACACGGUUCGUCAUUUCCACUUCACUGUGUGGCCUGAUCACGGCGUUCCUGACGGCACGCAGUCGCUGGUCCACUUUGUCCGGACCGUCAGAGACUUUGUCAACCGGAGCGGCGCCGGAGGACCCACCAUUGUGCACUGCAGCGCCGGAGUGGGCCGGACAGGGACCUUCGUGGCGCUGGACCGCCUCCUGCAGCAGUUGGACUCGUCGGACACGCUGGACAUCUACGGCUGCGUAUGGCAAUUGCGCCUCCACCGCUCACACAUGCUGCAGACCGAGCGUCAGUACGCCUUUGUGCAUCAGUGCAUCAGCGACGUGCUGCGAGCCAGGAACUUGAUUGUGUAUGAAAACGUCGGCUUGAGCCAGGCAGAUGCUGUACGGGCGACAUUAACAUCAUAACAUCACACCGUAUGUAUGACGUCAGUGAAAUGAGAAGUCUGGAGAUGUCAUCCAAAUAUGACUGGUGGCCUAUAUGGGUUGUUUUUUAAUUUUAUGCAAGACGAUUUUGCACAUUGCUGUUAAAGGUUGUACAGUAUAGUCAUUUACACUGCGCAAGCUUGUAUAUUAUAUAUUAACUACAUAUUUUAUUUUAUCAUUGUUGUUGAUCUUAGCAAAUUUAUUGUUGCGUAAAGCACACAAAUGCGCACUAUUAUCAAUGUGAUCGAAAUGCAUAUUGAAGUUGCCAUUAAAGUCUUCGUCUUCUGA
Messenger RNA from Syngnathus typhle (broad-nosed pipefish), 7473 nucleotides. RefSeq names its product receptor-type tyrosine-protein phosphatase beta-like. NCBI's taxonomy places the organism in Eukaryota, Metazoa, Chordata, Actinopteri, Syngnathiformes, Syngnathidae. The coding region runs from base 169 to 7167 and encodes 2332 amino acids. Gene Ontology annotation, molecular function: protein tyrosine phosphatase activity; cadherin binding. The record is from RefSeq and is a predicted model, not a curated record. Gene Ontology annotation, biological process: angiogenesis; protein dephosphorylation. The transcript has 30 exons.